Molecule: messenger RNA, 2549 nt
Organism: Sander lucioperca (pikeperch)
Lineage: Eukaryota; Metazoa; Chordata; Actinopteri; Perciformes; Percidae
Gene: sh3bp1
Product: SH3-domain binding protein 1
Exons: 18
Coding region: 435-2549 (704 amino acids)
Biological process (GO): regulation of Rac protein signal transduction; regulation of actin cytoskeleton organization; positive regulation of GTPase activity
Cellular component (GO): cytosol; intracellular anatomical structure; cytoplasm
Molecular function (GO): GTPase activator activity; protein binding
Source: RefSeq, a predicted model, not a curated record
UGAAAACCAAUGUUCUGCCAUUAUGCCUUUUAUAAUCUCAGGGUUAACACCGUAAACACAAAUCACUUAUUCUCCCGUGUGAAUGCAUCGCAGUGGAAUGUCUGUAUUGGCUGAGUUUAAAAUCAUAGUGUGACAGUCAAAUCUGAAAGAAAAUCUCUCUUCCCCCUCACAGCUGACACUUCAGUGCAACUUCCUCAUUCACUGACUUGUGUUCGAUGUAGCUUUAGAGCACACUCCUGAAAGGAGAACGAAAACUGCCAAAACACACACACACAUAAACGCACUAAAACAACAAACAACCAAAGAGGCGACCUGCGUGUACCUUCUUUCCCCUGAUGAAGUAGCGCAGCUGGACGACUGGAGCAGGAUACCUCGCGGGGCUGAGCAGGACUGAGAAGGUCGGGUAGAGAAGCUGGUCAGACUCCACUGCCAGCAUGCUGCGCCAGUCCCUGAGCAUCCUCAUGCAGUUUGGCUCUGCGGCCAAGUCACAAGAUGCCACUGAACUUCUACACGAGGACCUGGUUUUGGUGGAGCAGCGGGUGGAACCGGCCAAGAAGGCGGCUCAGGUCCUUCACAAGAAGCUGCUGGGCUGCAUGCAGAGUCAGACAGGCCUGGACGCUGAAAAACGAAUGAAAAAGCUCCCCUUGAUGCUGCUGUCCGUCAGCAUGGCAGAGAGCCUCAAAGACUUUGAUGCAGAGUCCUCUAUCAGGAGGGUAUUGGAGAUGUGCUGUUUCAUGGAGAAGAUGCUGGCCAGCAUGCUGGCAGACUUUGAAAUGAAAGUGGAGAAAGACGUUCUGGAGCCACUCAACAAGCUCAGUGAGGAUGAUUUACCAGAGAUUCUCAAGAACAAGAAACAGUUUGCAAAGCUCACUACAGACUGGAACAACGCAAGAACCAGGAGCCAAGCCAGCACUGGUCCCCAGGCUAAGCAGGAUGGGCUCAGGGAGGAACUGGAAGAAGCUUGGAGGAGGUUGGAGAGUAUCAAGGACCAGUACUCUGCAGAUCUGUAUCACUUUGCAACUAAAGAAGAUGACUACGCUAACUACUUCAUCCGUCUUCUCGAGCUGCAAGCAGAAUAUCACAAACAUUCCCACGAAUUCCUGGACAAAAACAUCAGCGAGCUCAAAGAGAAUCACAGUCAAAAAGGGCCUCCGCUAAACCUCUCUAAACAGAAGGUCUACGGGGAGCCUCUGCUCUCUCAUCUGUCUCGAAGCAACAGAGAAAUCGCUGCGCCCAUCGAGGAGUGUAUUCACAUGCUGUUGAAAACGGGCAUGACUGAGGAGGGUCUGUUUCGUCUGGCGGCCGCUGCCUCAGUGGUAAAGAGGUUGAAGUCUUGUUUGGAUCAAGAAGCGGUCGACCAUAGUGAUUUCAGCAUGGACCCUCAUGCUGUAGCUGGAGCUUUGAAGAGUUACCUGCGAGAACUUCCCGAACCUCUAAUGACCUUUGAACUCUACAAUGACUGGUUUAAAGCAGCAGGGGAAAAAGAGCUGACAGAGAAGCUGGAGCAGUUCCGAGUACUACUGAGGAAACUGCCGCCUGAGAACUACAACAACCUCAGGUACCUGGUCCAGUUCUUGUCUCUGCUGUCUGAGCAGCAGGCUGUAAACAAAAUGACACCCAGUAACAUUGCCAUCGUCCUGGGGCCCAACCUGCUCUGGCCACGAGCUGAAGGGGAAGCGGCUCUGUUUGACAUGGCGGCAGCUUCUUCAGUCCAAGUGGUGAUGGUCAUUGAGCCUCUUAUUCAGUACAGCUCCAGCCUCUUCCCCGAAGCUGUAUCCUUUGAGAUCCCAGACCAUCCAGAGGUCGCGGAUGUGUCGCAGCCAGUUGCCCAGUCUCUGAUCUCAGAAAAGGAGAAAGUGAGCAGAACAGUCUCCUCUUCAUCCACAGCCUCCUCCUGCUCCUCUCAUCACCUCCCUCUCUCAAAGACAAACAGCACAACCUCUCAGGACAGUGGUGGCUUCUUCCUGGUGAAAUCUGGCUCUGUGAGUCGCAGUGGCACCUCCACAUGGGCCAGCCCGGUAGCUGACACAGCGGCACCAACCCAUCAAAGCGCAACAUCCAGCAGCUCAUUCUCCCUCGGUCCCAGCCCCACCGUGGUCUCCAACUCUUCCGCUGCCUGUAGCUCCUCAGCACUUCCUAAAGCAACGGGAUUGGCGCCAACCCCAGGUCAGAUCAGGAGUCCCACCCAGAAGCAGUGCUCGGAUCAAGGCCUGCUGGAGCCAAUUUUGGAGGCUCCUCCAGACUCUCCGAGAGCUUUGGUGAAGAUCACAUCACCUUAUAAACCCAAAAGAUCUUUCAACCUGACCAAAGCUGGCCAAGCUAACGAGCAGUUGACAGUUCAGUACUCCAAACCCCCACCACCUCCCAAGCUCCAGGCUCCUCCUACAUCCACCCCGGCAGCUGUGGACACACCGAUCCAGCCGACACCCGCGCCCCGAGCUCAGUUGGCCGGCCUCAAAAAGCCUCCUCUGAAAAAGCCUGGACUCAGAGCCCCAAAGUGCCCUCCACCGCUUCCUCCACCAUCACAGGCAAAAGAGAUUCCUUCUUAA